AUGUGGAUUUCGGCAGUGGGAUCGGAAAAAGCUCUUGUUCUAACUACGAACGCACAAAAUAAGGUGACCUUAGGAGCAACAAUCUUUGAACUGAACGAAUCGAGGCCACCUAAGCUGAUAACGAGCGCCAUGCUUCGCAAUGCGAUUGCUCACAGUUUGACUGAGGAGAGGUUGGAUAUAGCAGAUGGGUCAACAAUCUGCCUUACUUGCUUUAUCGGAGCAAAUAAUGAAACCAACGUAUACUCCCGCUUGGCAUACGUCGCAGUUAGUGAUGACGAUAGUUCUUUCGCUGCCAAGUUCGAGACUGGAUAUGAAUUCUUUGAGCCCCUUCAAAUUCAACGGUCAGCCGCAAAUUUUCAUCAAAAUCGACUUACUGGCUCUAUUACAGAUACGUUUGGAGAAGCCGACGCUAAACUUGUCACUAAUCACCUCAUCAAACCUAUUACCACUUGCCAAUGGAUGGAACGACAAGAAUUAGAAACGGAUAUUUAUGUCUUUGCAUAUUUGAAGGAGAUGUCAAUAACAAACAUUUUGUGGAGAAGUUCGCUUAUGACUGUAUUACUGCGGAAUUCGACGAUCAGUAAGAAUGAAUCUGUUAGGAAACGGCGAUCGGUCGAUGUUGAAAAUGUGUUCAUUCCGGAGGAACAAAUAUCCCCCAAAGUAGGCAACAAAGAUGAUGCGGCCAAGUUAAAAUUGAAAACUAGACGAUUAUUCAAGCACGCGCCACUUGGAUUAUCCUUUUUGGUUUCAAAUGCAGUUGAAGAAGGAAAACAGUUUUGGAUGCCUUACUCCACUUUGAGAUGCCUCAUAGUUAAAAAAGAUGCCCUGAAUUCGCUGGAAGAUAACUGCAAUGUCUUGGUACGCUUCUGGUACCCACCGAAUUUGAAUGAGAACCAUAUCACGCAGCACGCCUUUCUUCUUAUCGUACGGAAAAAUUUACGUCGAUCUGAGGGUGACAAUCUCUACGAAAAGCUUGCUUUUGCCUUAAGCUCUCAUGAACGUGUCAUAGUGGGUAGAGUGGAAAGUUGGUUGGGUGUUUGUCGAAAUCUCUAUUCUACUGAGAAUCCAAUAUCUCAGGUUGCGCUCUAUCGCAGUUUACUCAAGGCUGUCCAGGAGAAUUAUCAUUACAUAAAUCCAGAUCAGGUUGCAGUAAUAGGCAAGAGGGGUGCAGACGCUCAUCUUGCCGGCUUGAUUUUAGCCAGCGGUCACUCUCCGCUCCUACCCCGUUGCGGUGUUCUCAUAACCCCCAUCAUCGACUACUCAAAAACUGUAUCAACACUGGCUGAAAGGUACCUGAAAUCAUAUGAAGAAAACGAGUCAAAAUACAUCAUGGUGAAUUUAGUUCAAAAACCACUAAAUCUGCUGGAUAAAUCUAUAUUUGUAAUGCAUGAAUAUUCAGAUUCUCUCUACUCUUUCAACCAAACGGCAGAGUUGUGUCGAUUCUUCGUGAAGAACAAAAUCGACUAUGAUUUACAACUGCAUCCUUGCGGAGCUUCGGGAACGCUAACUAUUGAGGAACAAGUUUCUUUCAUUAAAGAAGUUUCCGAUUUUCUUCUUGACUGUUUCAAUCGAACUUCACGUCGUUGGGAUAAAGUUCCAAAUUUUAUAAACCGAAAUUGA
Molecule: messenger RNA, 1620 nt
Organism: Rodentolepis nana
Lineage: Eukaryota; Metazoa; Platyhelminthes; Cestoda; Cyclophyllidea; Hymenolepididae
Source: the annotation of a GenBank genome assembly